This is a messenger RNA of Drosophila biarmipes, 732 nucleotides long. RefSeq names its product pyrimidodiazepine synthase. The coding region runs from base 1 to 732 and encodes 243 amino acids. The record is from RefSeq and is a predicted model, not a curated record. Gene Ontology annotation, molecular function: glutathione dehydrogenase (ascorbate) activity; glutathione transferase activity. Gene Ontology annotation, cellular component: cytoplasm. The transcript is spliced from 3 exons. Gene Ontology annotation, biological process: glutathione metabolic process. NCBI's taxonomy places the organism in Eukaryota, Metazoa, Arthropoda, Insecta, Diptera, Drosophilidae.
AUGAGCAACGGCAGGCAUUUGGCUAAAGGCUCACCCCCGCCGGAUGUGCCCGAGGAUGGUAUCCUGCGGCUGUACUCCAUGCGUUUCUGCCCUUUCGCCCAGCGCGUGCAUCUGGUGCUGGACGCCAAGCAGAUCCCGUAUCACAGCAUCUACAUCAACCUGACAGAGAAACCGGAGUGGCUGCUGGACAAGAAUCCGCAGGGCAAGGUGCCGGCUCUGGAGAUUGUGCGAGAGCCGGGACCUCCUGUGCUGACGGAGUCGCUUUUAAUCUGCGAGUAUCUGGACGAGCAGUAUCCCCUGCGUCCGCUCUAUCCACGCGAUCCGCUAAAAAAGGUGCAGGAUAAGCUACUGAUCGAGCGGUUUGGAGCCGUGCUGGGUGCCUUCUUCAAGGCCUCCGAUGGCGGCGAACUGGAGCCCUUCUGGAGCGGCCUGGACACCUACGAAAGGGAGCUGAGUCGCCGCGGCACUGAUUUCUUUGGCGGCGAGCAGACGGGCAUUCUGGACUACAUGAUUUGGCCCUGGUGUGAGCGUUUAGAGCUCCUCAAAUUGCAGCGAGGAAAGGACUAUAACUACGAUGAGGAGCGAUUCCCGCAGCUGACUCCUUGGCUGGAGCGCAUGAAGCGGGAUCCGGCUGUGAUGGCCUUCUACAUGGAGGCCGAGGUUCAAGCGGAGUUCCUUCGCACUCGCAGCUUGGGCCAGCCCAACUACAAUCUGCUGGUCAAGGAUGCCUGA